Owenia fusiformis is the source of this 1331-nucleotide messenger RNA. Lineage: Eukaryota; Metazoa; Annelida; Polychaeta; Sabellida; Oweniidae. The record is from the annotation of a GenBank genome assembly.
AGUUAACAAUGAAACAUGAACGUCGGUGUAAAAAUAUGCACUGAUGAAGCUCACCUCGAAAGAAAAAAAUAAUGGGUAAUUACUGCAAGCAAAUGAUGCAUAAGGCAUUCUCCCUAAGAUUAUUAUCAACGUGGGGAUUCAUUUUUCUAGUAGCAAUACUUAUUUGGAUAUUAGAUAAUCGUGACGAACGUAUUGGAAGAUACGGAACCAUCGAUGAUUACAACAAGAUGUUCGACAAUAUCACCGACCUAACAUUAGUUUAUGAUGAAAGUGUAAUCGGUGACGCAAAGGGGCUCAAAGAAAAACUCGCUGCAAAAGCUGCUGAGAAAAAGAAAACAGAUAAAGAAUUGAAUAAGGUGCUGAACCAAAUUAAUGUCGACAUUAAGGUUCCUGGCAAAUGUGAGAAGACAUGCCAGAGUUUGAAAUUUGCCAACCCGCCUCUCCCCUGGAUCACAGCUAACCCUUCAUUCCCAGGCAGUGGUAGUACUUGGUCACGAUUCCUUAUGCAGCAGAUUACAGGUAUUCCAUGUGGGAGUGUGUACCACGCCAAAAGUGAGUGUUUCCCGGGAGAGGGUGUACAGGACGAAACUGUCUUGUGCGUCAAGACACACGGUCAGCCAAAGCAUUAUAAUUUUUUCACCAGAGCAGUGAUUAUCAUUCGGAACUGCAGAGAUACUUUGAUAGCAGAAAGAAAGAGGAGAUCUCUCUAUGACGUCAGAAGAGGCAGCAUAAAUAUGUUAAUGGGUCAAGAUUGGAAUGCAUGGUCGGAGCUGAAGGCAGUUGCAUGGCGGGAGUUCUACCUCUCUUGGCUAAACACCACUAAAGAUAUCCACAUUCUCACGUAUGAAAAACUUUUAAAAGAUGUCCGAGGAGAACUUUCAAAAAUAGCCCAAUUCUUCAAUAUGGAAAUCGCCCCAGAUAUUCUUGACUGUGUAGUUGAAAAUAAAGAUUCACGAUCACGCAGGGCAUCACUAAACGCCACUGCCAUGAAAAAUUUUGAUCCAUUUUCCUCAACUGUUUCUACGCAUAUUGACCAAAAUAUGAAGAUUGUUUGUGAAGCGAUUAAGAAUCGUUUCCCCAAAGAAGAGUGUGCUUUUUUAAAAACUCACUAGGGCGGAUCUAUUGAGACGCUACAGAUGGAGGGAGUGUAUUUAAUACAUCAUCAAGUUUCGAUGCAGAAGCUCGCUCAGGGAUUACCACAUUUAGCACAACACACCAGUCAGCAAGAGAGCCAACACACACUAUAUGACUAUAAUGAGCUAUUAGUUUCAAUUUGUCAUUGUACAAUCAAGUCAGAAAAUUAAGAUUUUCAAAUACAUGAUCUCAAAUGA